This is a messenger RNA of Gastrolobium bilobum, 1143 nucleotides long. Its product is annotated as ras-related protein RABC1. Lineage: Eukaryota; Viridiplantae; Streptophyta; Magnoliopsida; Fabales; Fabaceae. Bases 208 to 858 code for a protein of 216 amino acids. The transcript is spliced from 6 exons. The record is from RefSeq and is a predicted model, not a curated record. Gene Ontology annotation, molecular function: GTP binding; GTPase activity.
UCGCUGUCUUUCCUUUUCCCUAUGCUUCCACAUUCCAGAGAAUUCAACACAAGUUUAGAUUUUCCUAUGGACUGAAGAAAAGAAUAGAAAAAAGAAGAAGACAAAUUAAACUCUGAGAUCCAAUCUAAGUAAUAGCUAUCUAUCAGGCUAAAACCCAGGCCAAGUGUGGUUGAUUGAAUCAGUUUGUUUUCCCAUUUUGGAUUUUCAAUGGAUGUUUCUUCGUCGUCGUCGUCGUCAAGUCAUGCUGAAUUCGAUUACUUGUUCAAGCUUCUGCUUAUUGGGGAUUCUGGGGUUGGCAAAAGCACGCUGCUUUUGAGCUUCACCUCUGAUACUUUCGAGGAUCUUUCUCCCACCAUAGGUGUAGAUUUCAAAGUUAAAUAUGUUACAGUUGGCGGGAAAAAGUUAAAACUUGCUAUUUGGGACACAGCUGGACAGGAAAGGUUUAGAACACUUACUAGUUCAUACUAUAGAGGAGCUCAAGGAAUAAUUAUGGUAUAUGAUGUGACACGGCGGGAAACCUUUACAAAUCUGUCUGAUAUAUGGAGUAAAGAAAUUGACUUGUACUCAACAAAUCAAGAUUGCAUCAAGAUGCUUGUAGGAAACAAAGUUGAUAAGGAAACUGAAAGGGUUGUCAGCAAAAAGGAAGGGAUAAACUUUGCAAGGGAGUAUGGAUGUCUUUAUACUGAAUGCAGUGCGAAAACCCGAGUCAAUGUUGAGCAGUGUUUUGAGGAACUUGUAAUGAAGAUUUUGGAGACACCAAGCCUCUUGGCUGAGGGCUCAUCUGGGGUGAAAAAGAACAUCUUCAAGCAGAAACCCCCACAGUCUGAUGCAUCAACUAGUGGCUGUUGCUCAUGGUGAUUGUAAUGUUUUAAGAUUGGCUUUCACCUUCCACUUUUCAGUAUGAUCUGGAUUUCAAGUGCGCUAAAAUUUCAUUAGAUGUACCAAAAAGUAAUGUCAUUAGAGCCUGUAUAUCUAGCAUUAAAUGGUCGAUUAUCUCAAGAAUUUGCCUACCUUUUAAAGAUCUUCAUUUUAUUGGGUGUGAGCAAGUAAUCAGCUGGGGAUUUCAUAUUUCAUACUGCCCUUGCAUUCCUCUAAAGAAAGGCUUUUGUGUAUAUUUAUGCUCUGAUGUUUUAACAUGAUCAU